Messenger RNA from Owenia fusiformis, 5251 nucleotides. Lineage: Eukaryota; Metazoa; Annelida; Polychaeta; Sabellida; Oweniidae. The record is from the annotation of a GenBank genome assembly.
CGAUAAUAGAGUGAAAUUAAAAUUACAGUAUAUUUCAACGAUUUCUCUUUUUGCUAUCUUAUAAGCACAUAUAUGAAACCAAAAUCAAUUGUAUGAUUUAGUUAUGGAUACUACAGAGGUGCCGAGUGAAGAACAAGAUUCCAAUGAAAAAUCACCAGAUGUUGAUGAAAGUCCAAUGGAAGUAGACAAUAUUGAGGGCCAAGAUAUAAAAGAUUCAAUCACUGAUAAGCCCCAGGCAGAGACAGAGAAUGACUCGUCCAACGAGCCAGCCAUAUUUGAGGACAAGAAAGAUGCUAUCGUUGACAAGACAAAUGAAACAAGAAAAGAUGCAAAUGAGAAUGCUUCAGUUAAGACUAACAAAGAGUUAGAUAGGCCAGUGAAAAAUGAUAAACUGGAUAUAUUUCAAAUUGACGAGUGUGUUGAAUCUGAUGAAAAAUCAGUUCAUAAGGAGACGGAUAAUGCUGAUGAUACCAACAAUGCAAGUGAAAACGAUGCUGAACCAAUAGACAUCCUGUCUGUGAUUGAUGAAGUGGAACAAGAGCAAAAAUCUAACUUGUCUGAAGAAGACACUUCCAGCCAAAGAGUAAAACACCCCACAGAAGAUGAAAGUAUCUCAGCCAAAAUUUCAAAACCAGAUGACCCCAAUAUCCAGGGUCACAUAACAGACUCUGAUGAAGAAGAAACCAAAAAUCCAAAACAAGUGAUCCCACCAAAGAAAGAGGAACCUCCUGUAAAGCUUAUCGAGAAGGCGAUAAAUGACUUCCUAGCCAGCCAGAUCCACAUAGAGGAGGAUGAUCAAUACUCUUGUGGGAGUAGCUUCUUUGGAUCUGAUAUUGAUGAUGAUAUUGUGAAUGAUGAGAAAAAGAUAGAUGGCACUAAGGUUCCUGAGGAAGAGCCCCUGCCUCCAGGUACAGAAAACGAUGAUAAACAAAAAGAAGAAGAGGAUAAGACCAUUGAGGAUCUUGGGAUUGUGAUACCUCCUGUGGAGCCUGUGGUGAAUAGUCCUAAGUCGAGAAGUGCAAUUGGAAAGGUGGAUGAUGAUGUUUUAGGUUUACAACAGGCUGCCUUGGAUGAAAUUGAAAAAGAGGCUAGAGUUGCUGCAGAACGGGCCGAACAACUUGGAGCUGCCGCCUUUGACAAAGCACCAAAAAUAAAUAAAAUAUUUGCCAACAAUCUAUUGGCAAGCACUUUACGUCGACCAUUGACGAAGGAAGAAAUAAGACAUGGCACACGUCGUCGUGACGACAAGGGCUUUCAUAAGCCAAAUAUUGUUGAUCGGAAAACUCUGUCUGACUUCUCGGUGUCAGCUGCGAGGAAACGAUACGUCGUUGAGCUUCAGAUGGAUAAAACUAUCGCUGAGUAUUCAGAUUUGAUAGACAAAGAAUCUUCAAAAUUAGCUGGAAUUAAAGACUCUAAAGACUCCAAAGAUGGUGAAAGAAAAGAGGAUAAUUACAAUGACAGAGAUGAUAAUUAUGGUGGUUAUUAUAGGGGGUCUUAUCGUGGGAGAGGUUAUGACUCGUAUGAAAGGCGGCCUUAUAGAGGACGUGGUAGGGGACGGUAUAACAACCAGUGGCGCCCUCCAUUUAGAGGACGCUUCCCUGUUUUUCAUAGAGGACGUUCUAAGGAUGAUUUCCGUGCUAUGUUACGUGAAAAAUGGCUGAAUUCAAGAACGCAGCAUUCAGAUGAUAGAUAUUAUCACACUAAAGAACGUAACAAAAUUCGGAAAGAAAAACGAUCGAAAAAGAAGCAUAAAAAACAUAAGAAAUCUAAACAGAAAUAUGACGAUGAUAAUGUGUCAUUAGAAUCUGGUGAGAUUGAAGGCUCACUAGACUCAGACUUAGAUAGCUUACAAUCGUUACUUACAGCCUCUAGUGAUCUCUCUGAUGGCCCAAAGUUUUCCAAAAAGAAGAAGAAAAAAUCCAAGAAAAAGCGAAAACGUAAGCGAAAGCUAAGUAUUGAUUCAAGUGACAUUACAAUUAGUGAUGUUGCGAUCUCAGAAAUUGACAGUGAAGUACUUUUUGACAGUGAUGUAGAAAAACUCCUUGAAUCAGAUGACGAUCAAAACUUGUCUGAUUUUGAGGAAAAAAUUAAAUCCAAAAUAAGGGAAAAGAAAAUCAAGGCAAAGAAAAGGGAAAGAAAAAAAGAAAGAAGAGCCGUAAGGGAAAAGAAAAGGGAGCGUGAAUUUAGAAGUUUUUCAAGUGGCAGUCUGAACAGCAUACAUAGUGUAUCAUCAGUUGACAGUUAUGGAUCACACCACUACAAACGUUCACGAUCACCGUCAUUUGAUCGUUCUAGACCUUUGGAGAGAUAUGAAACCUGGUCGCCUCGACAUGGGUCAAGGUCACCUCAUCAUGGGUCAAGAUCACCGAGGGAUGUUUCACCUGGAAGAGAUAGUGAUGAUCCAUUUAAUACAGAGUGGGAAGAAAUAGCAUACUGGUAUGACUACAUACAAAAUUUCUUCAGCAGACCCCGAGGUCGAGGGCGGUAUAUCAAUAAUCGAAGCAGGGGGCGAUAUAUGAACAGUACAUAUAGGGGACGCCCUUGGAGGGGACGAGGAAGGGGACACGACUCUCCAAGGUGGCAGCAUGAUCGUUUUGAUGACAGGCAGUCAAGAUCACAUAGUCGUCAUGGGUCAAGAAGCUCUUCAAGAUCAAGAGAUCGUAAGUCAAGGUCUAGAAGUCAUCACCGGUCAAGAUCAAGAGACAGAAGGUCAAGGUCAAGAAGUCAUGAUAGGUCAAGAUCAAGAGACAGAAGGUCAAGAUCAAGAAGUUACCAUAGGUCAAGAUCAAGAGACAGAAGGUCAAGAUCAAGAAGUCAUGAUAGGUCAAGAUCAAGAGAAAAAAGGUCUAGAUCAAGAAGUUACUAUAGAUCAAGAGGCAGAAGAUCAAGGUCAAGAAGUCACCAUAGGUCAAGAUCAAGAGACAGAAGGUCAAGCUCAAGAAGUCGUAAAAGGUCAAGGUCAAGAGAUAGAAGGUCAACAUCAAAAGAUCAUCAGAGGUCAAGGUCGGGAGACAGGAGGUCAAGCUCAAGAGACCACAAGUCAAGGCCAGAAAGUCAUAGAUCUGUGUCUAAAAGUAGAGACCCAGAAACGAAAGAAAAUGAUCCUGUUUCAAACUCACCUUUUUCAGAUGACAGAAAAUCACCAAAUAAUGAUGAGAGUGUUGCAAAAAAAUCAAGAUCAAAAAGUCCAAAAUCCAAAUCAAAGAAAAAGAAGAAAAAAUCUAGGUUUGAGAACAAAGGUGAUAAUGAAGAAGAGAAUAAACACUCAAGAGGUAAUACAAUGGAAAAAGAUAAUGACAUUCAUAAAGAAAGAUCAAAGGAUCCCGAAGAUCAAGAGAUGGGAUCAGAUGAGAGGAGGUAUUCAAGAAUGAAACCAGAGAGACACCACUCAAAGGAAAACUCUCAGAGAGAGGAAAAGAAGGAAGAUAAAAAGGAAAGAAAAGAAGGUAAACAAAGGGAUCACCAUAGCAGCAGGGAGAGGGACCGAGGAAUGGACACAAACAUGUCCUUUAAUGCACUGCACUUAGCAGACGACCACAAAUCCAGAGAUAGGGGUGAUAAAUAUAAAGAUAGAAGAGAUGAUCAAAGAUAUAAUCGAGAAAUUGAUCAAAAUGAUAGAGCUCAACGGAUGCACAUGCCAAGGGGGAGAUUUGAUACAAGUGGUGGAUUUCCAGUACAUAGUGGUAGAACUGGGGAAUUGUAUAGAGCUACAUAUAGUGAAGACCUCAGUCAGUUGAAUGAAAGAAGAGAUGAAUUUGCAUAUAGAGGAAGAGGGGGUUACAGAGAAUAUGUGGAAAAAGGGAACUACAGAGGACGGAAUUUUGACAAAAACUUUCGAGCCAGGGGUAGAUCACGUGGCUAUCAACACCGUGACUUUGACCAGAGACCUCCAGGUGAAAACUAUGAUAGGUUUAAUGAUCUUCACCAUCCAAGAUUACAUGCUCCUUUCAAUGAUAAUGACCAUCGAAGAUUUGAUGAAGACAAACAUAGAGAUUUUCACCAUUCACGAUUCAGGGAUGAGUACGACACAAGAAGACGAGAAAGAUUUCAUGACGACUUUCAAGAUGACGACUCCACUGGGAGUUUGGAAAGAGCUGUCCUCAAGGGUCAUAGAGAAAUGAUGGGUGCUGAUUACAUAACUGAUGAUAGUGCUGAAAUUGAUCUGGAUAACGUAGAGAAAAAACGGUCAAAAAAGAAACAUAAAACUAAACAUAAAAAAUCACAUUCUAGAGAUGCUGAUCAUGAUACAAAAAAUGACGUAGAACAAACCUCUAAUAAAUCAAAGAAAACCAAACAUAAAAAAUCUCACUCCAAAAAGGAAGAAUCCGAAGAAACUGAAACACCAGGAAGUAUGAGAAAACAGAAGAAAACAAAAAAUCAUUCUCGAAAUAAAAGCAACGAUAUUGACAUUGACGCUAUAAAUGAAUCAAUAGAAAAUGCUCUUAGUCAUAAAAAGUCCAAAAAGAAGCGGAAAAAAUCAGAGGAAUCAGUUAAGAAUAACCUUGAUGAUGUCAUGAAUAUGACAAUAGUGAUUGACAAUCCAGACUAUAAAUCGGACAACGAUAAACAAACAAGGCGCAAGAAUAAAGAGAAACAAAGAAGAACAGAAACUGAAAAUUCAGAAAGUGAUUAUAUUCAAAAACAAAUGGACAUCAUAGACUCUGAGUUAAGUGCAAUUUUAGAACCUUCCUCCAAAAAGAAACAUAAAUCAAUGAGUAAAUCAGGAGAUGGUGAAAGAAAUCCAAGUUCUGGUGAAUCUAUGAAAAAAAGGAAAAAAUCAUCUAAACAUAAACACAAAGAGGGCAUAAGUGUUUUCAAUGACACUGAAAAUAUUACUAAUGAGACCCUACCUACUCUUGAUAGAGACUCUACAGACUCUGAUUCAAUAGCUAUUAAACAUAGUAAAAAAGCGAAAAAAUCUCGGAGGAAAAACUCUGAGUGUAUUCCAAAUGAGUUUGAUUCAGAAAGGAAUAGUCCAGUUGAUCCACAAGUAGCCACAACAACUGAGAAAAGCAACCAAUCAUUGAUGAAAAAACACAAACACAAGAAAUCGAAACAUAAAAAAGACAAUGAAAUGGAAGAAUACACUGAAAGAGUAAUCAAUGUUGAAUCUCCAAGACAAUCCAAGAAACGGAAACAUGGGUCACCCAAAGUAAAUGAACCACCCAAAAUUAGAUCCAUUGUGAAACCCAUAAAAGACCAUGAUUCUGAUGACUCAUGGGACGCUGCGUCAUAUGCAAAUAAGGUGUAA